AUGAUUGUAACUAUGAGGAAAAAUAAACAUUGUAACUAUCUGAUUGAUCUUUUCAAAAAAGAUACCGAAAUCGAAGAUGAUCAAGAAGUACUUCGUAGUCUUACAUAUCGUCAAAGAUUAUUAAGAAAAAUGUAUCCAUUAGGAUUUCUAUAUGAAUUAAAAAAUUUACUACGUUUAGCAAUACCUAUUACUAUUUCAUCAAUGUUAACAUAUACAAUUUCACCUGUCAGUAUGGCAUUCUGUGGUCAUUUAGGCAAAAUUCAAUUAGCUACAAUCGGUUUAGCUAUGUCAGUGUUUAGUGUUUGUGGUAUGUUUGUUAUUCUAGGAUUACUCUCUGCAUGUGAUACAUUAUUUUCACAAACAUAUGGGAGUAUAAUGAAAGAUAAAAUGAUUGUUCAAUUAUACAGAGCUGUUAUCUUAAUUUUACUAUGUUGUAUUCCAUCAUGUGCUUUGUACUUGAACGCGGAACCAUUACUAUUAUUACUUGGACAAAAUCCUUUAAUUGCAAAGGGAACUGGUGAAUUGUUGCUUUAUCUUAUACCGGGAUUACUUUUUAGUUCACUUGGACAAUUAUUUAUAAGGUUUGUUCAAACACAAAAUCAUGUAUAUGCUCCAUUAGUUAUCAUGAUUUUUGUGAAUGGUAUCAAUGCAUUAAUGCAUUAUAUACUGAUUUAUAUAAUGAAUAUGGAUGUAAGAGCUUCACCAAUAUCUCAAGCAACAGCAUAUUUUUUUCAAGUAAUAUGCUUUAUUGUUUACAUCAUAUUCAUAGGUCAUUCAAAAGAUACCAACUUUAAAUUUACAAGAGAAAUUUGGGAAGAUUGGAAUACAUGGUUUCGUUUAGCUAUACCUGGUUUAAUUAUGGUUAGUCUUGAAUGGACAAUUUAUGAAAUUGGUGGUUUUAUCGCUGGGACUUUGGGAGCUCGUGAACUUGCUGCACAAACUAUUAUUCUAUCUAUUGGAUCUAUUAGUUAUACUUUGCUUCCACUUGGUGUUGGUAGUGCAGCAGGUAUACGUGUAGGACAAUAUCUUGGUGCUCAAUCUGCUAAAGGCCCAUAUUCUGUAUUUAGUGUAGCUAUGACAUUAGUUGGUUGUUGGGCUUUACCAUAUUUAGGAAUUCUAAUUGCUACAAGAUGGUAUUUACCAAGAGUUUUUACAUCUGAUGAUGGCGUCAUUGAACUUGUAGCUGAACUAAUGCCAAUUAUAGCUUAUUUCCAAAUUAUCGAUGGUGCGAAUGGUAUAUGUAGUGGUGUCUUGAAAGGAUCAGGUUUACAAACAGUUGGAGCAGUUGUAAACAUAUUUUGUCUUUACAUGCUUGCUGUACCACUUGGGAUUUGUCUAGUUUAUGUAGCAAAUCUUAGAUUGACCGGUAUUUGGGUCGGUCUCGUUAGUGCUGCAACAUUACAAGUGUCUACAUUAUGCAUAAUAUGUUUCCGUUUGAAUUGGACAACACAAAUCAAACUGGCUAAAGAAAGAAUAAAAGUAGAGAAUGAAUCAUCAGAAAUGGCUAUGAAAAAUCUUGGUGAACUUACUGCUACUGGGAUUGUGAACGUUGAUGAGGAUAUUCAUAUUUCCCAGAAAAAUCAUCAAGUUAAUCAUUUACCAAUUGAACAAAAUCAUAAAUCAAUAAAACAACAAAAUUCAUUGAAUAAAAUUAUUUUAAGAAAUAGAAUUAUUUUUAUUAUAAUUUUAUUUUUAAUUCUUAUCUUAAGUAUUUUAUGUAGAUUAUUAAUUAAUUUACAAAAUUAUUUUGGUAUUUAUUGUGUUUAUCAUAAUGAUACAUUUAUACAAAUUACUAAUUAUAAUAUUACUGAUAAUUGUACAGUAGUGAUUCCAUAGAAAAAAAACUAAAAAAAAUCUUUUGAAAAAAUUAAAAAAAAAACAUUUUUUCGGUGGUUUGUUUGUUUGUUUUUUCUUUUAUUCUUUCAUGAAAAGAUACAUUCGUAAUUAAUUUCAUUACAAAUUACCCAUUGUAAUAUUACUGUUAGCUGUACAGUAGUUAUUCCAUAAAAAAAUUAAAAAAAACUUUUUCUGGUAGUUUUUUUUUGUUCUUUUUCAUGAAAAGGUACGUUCGCAACUAAUUUCAUCACAAAUUCCUCAUUAUAAUAUUACUGUUAGCUGUACAAUAGUUAUUCCAUAAAAAAAUUUUAAAAAAUGUUUUAAACAAAAAUAAAAAAAAUGUGUUUCGGUAGUUUUUUUUUGUUGUUUUUUCCCGUGAAAAAAAAACAUUCACAAUGAAUUUCAGAUUUAAUGUUUGUUUUUUUUCGUUUCUUUUUUAUUUAAGAAAAAAAAUUUAGUUUUUACGAAUUGAUUAAAAAAAGAGUAUAGAAUACAAAUGAAAUUGGUUAAUUUAUGAUGAUUAUUGAACAUUGAAUUCAAUAUUAAUCAAUAUUUAUUGAUAUUAAAUUAAUUUGUAGAAAAAAAAUUAUUCAAUGAACAUAAGUAAAUUUUAACAGAUUUUUAAAGUAGUAUGUAAAUGUGUCGUUUGUUUUUCUUGUUUGUUUGUUUUCAUAAACAAGUUGAGUAUGAAUAAAUGUUUAAAUAAAGAUGAGUUGAUUAAUAUAGUUUAUAUUAUUUGUGAAGACGGACCAUGGGUGAACUCGAGGAAGCUGUAGAAGGCUCAGAAGGAGCCGAAGAUAUUCCAUCCAAUCACGUUUCAGAAGAAUAUUCUAGAAUUCCAACGUGUAGCCUCCUGAUUAGUCAAUGCUAAUAACCCUAUGAACGCGGAUUGGUAAACUGUAAUGAUGAUUUCGUUAUUACUAACAACUAUAAAUACCUGACGAUUUUGUACUAUAAUGAACACUG
Schistosoma curassoni is the source of this 2802-nucleotide messenger RNA. The record is from the annotation of a GenBank genome assembly. NCBI's taxonomy places the organism in Eukaryota, Metazoa, Platyhelminthes, Trematoda, Strigeidida, Schistosomatidae.